This is a messenger RNA of Neofelis nebulosa (Clouded leopard), 1736 nucleotides long. Its product is annotated as melanoma-associated antigen B10-like. The record is from RefSeq and is a predicted model, not a curated record. NCBI's taxonomy places the organism in Eukaryota, Metazoa, Chordata, Mammalia, Carnivora, Felidae. The coding region runs from base 209 to 1162 and encodes 317 amino acids. The transcript is spliced from 2 exons. Gene Ontology annotation, cellular component: nucleus. Gene Ontology annotation, biological process: negative regulation of transcription by RNA polymerase II.
GCAGAGGCCCGAGGCCUGGCUGUUAACGCCCCUUCAAUUCCGUUUCAGGGUCUCAGAGAAUGAAGACUUUGAUCUGAGGCUGGUGGACUGAGAUCAAAAGAGUGAAGAAUCCCAGGCUCUAUUCCGGAGUCAAGGAGAGGAGUCUGAGUGCCCUCAUUGCCUGCCCUCCUGCCCACAUUAAUGCCUACUGUCCCUGACCAGUGUCACCAUGCCUCGGGGGCAAAAGAGUAAGCUUCCUGCCCGUGAGAAACGCCAUCAGGCCCGGAGCGAGGCUCAGCGUGCCCAGGAUGCUCAGGCCACUGCAGCAGAGGAAGAACAGCCCUCCACUUCCUCCUUUUCUCCUUCUGGUGGUAGUGCCCAGAGCUCCUCAGCUGCUGGGUCAGGUAGAAAAACCCAGGGGUUUCGGAAAGCCCCAUCCACUACUACUACUUCUGCAGGUGUUUCACAUACAAGAUCUGAUAAAAGUGCCAAGAGCCAAGAUGAGGAAAAACCAAGCACCUCUCAGGCACAACCCAACACUGGUCGUUACCAUAGAACCCCUCUAGAUGACACCGCGAUUCUAUUGGUGCAAUUCCUGCUGCGCAAGUAUAACAUGAGGGAGCCCAUAACAAAGGAAGACAUGAUUAAGCAUGUCAUCAAAAAGCACAAGGUGCAUUUCCGUGAGAUCCUCAGGAAAGCCUCUGAGCUAAUGGUGCUGGCCUUUGGCAUUGAUCUGAAGGAAGUCGACCCUACCAGGCACCGCUAUGCCCUUAUCAGCAAAUUGCAGCGCACCAAUGAUGACAGGCUGAGGGGUGAGGAAAUCAUGCCCCAGACCGGCCUCUUGAUGACCGUCCUCUGUGUGAUCUUCAUGAAGGGCAACUGUGCCACUGAAAAGGAUAUGUGGGAAGUGCUUAAUGUGAUGGGGAUAUAUGCUGAUAAGAAGCACUUCAUCUAUGGGGAUCCCAAGAAGCUCAUCACUGAAGAUUGGGUGCAGGAAAGGUACCUCCUGUACCGCCAGGUGUCCAACAGCAAUCCUCCAUGCCGUGAGUUCCUGUGGGGUCCAAGAGCCUACGCCGAGACCAGCAAGAUGAAAGUCCUUGAAUUCUUGGCCAAGGUCCAUGAUACCGUCCCCAGUGCCUUCCCAUCCUGGUAUGAAGAGGCUUUGCAAGAUGAGGAAGAGUGAGCCCGAGCCAGAUUUACAGCUCUGGUUCAUACUGGUGCCCUGGCCACUGGGCCUUCCAUGGCCAAUUUUGGCAGCUUCUCCCACCUGUAGUGAAACCUGAAGCACUUUCCUCACUUUGUGUUUGAAGUAGUGUGAGGGCUUAGGUGGUGCUAGCUAGAGGGGACAUAGUGCAUAUCGUACAUUCUACAUAAAUAACUUACAAAUUUAUCUCGUUGAAAGUUAUCAAAUGUUUCUGCUUUUGAAAAGUUUAAUUAGCUUCACAAUAUAUUACACAUUUGAUGCUGUUUAUGAGGUUUAAGAGUAUGAGUUUCGCUAUUUUCUAAAACAAAUUGGUAACCUUCCAUCUUAUUUAGUGAUCUGGAACAAGAAAACAUAGCACUGCAAUUGCCAUUUUUUUGGAAAUGUGAAAAAAAUUAGCAACAAAGUAGCUGGAGUCAAAAAAUUGAGAAAAAAGUAAGAUGGUCAAUUUUUGGUUUUCUUUAUUCCAUGUACUCUGCUCUUCUGUAAAAUAAAAGUUACAUGCCUGAAAUUUCUUCAUUCAAGAAUGUACGAGAAAAUAAAACAUAAUAAAUUG